Molecule: messenger RNA, 2485 nt
Organism: Aplysia californica (California sea hare)
Lineage: Eukaryota; Metazoa; Mollusca; Gastropoda; Aplysiida; Aplysiidae
Product: 3-[(3aS,4S,7aS)-7a-methyl-1,5-dioxo-octahydro-1H-inden-4-yl]propanoyl:CoA ligase
Biological process (GO): fatty acid metabolic process
Molecular function (GO): medium-chain fatty acid-CoA ligase activity
Source: RefSeq, a predicted model, not a curated record
AGGCAGGGUGGUUAGGCCGACGAUUAUCACACCACGCUGUGAUGUAACGUGUUAUGGGCGUGCGGAAUCUAGACCGAAAACAAAGUUAUAAACAGGAACAGUGCAUUAUCAGGUUUCCGUUGGAGCAGCAUUUUUUGAAGAAGGGAGUUCUGUGUAAACGAAUUAAAAAGAGAAACUCCCUGAAGUCGUGCCACAAACUGACCACUGACCACUGACCACUGACCACUGACCACUGACCACUGACCACUGACCACUGACCACUGACCACUGACCAUGGGCUGCGCCAUCUCCGGAAUCCCGGACACCGACGACACGCUGUGUAAACGCCUCAAGUUUCUGGCCGACAACUUCCCAGACAGGGAACUCUUCAUCUUCUACGACCGCGGAGUUCGUGACGUGUACACAUCCAAAGAACUCUUCCAGUUGGGAGGGAAAUUUGCCGCCCUGCUCCGUCAGAAAGGUUUCCAGCGUCAUGACAUGAUAGUGAACGUGCUGCCCAACUCUCCCGAGCGACUCAUCACUGAUGUGGGCAUCAUUCUGGCGGGCUGUGUCGCCAUGAACGGACAGCUGGUGAGAGCUGACGGCGCUGAUUUUUUCGAGUCUGCCAAGAAAGCAAGAUGUCGGGCGAUUGUGGCCAAUCUACAAGAUCCAGGUCCGUCUUCCAAUCUGUUCCUUCCUUACAGUGGAGAGACAGGCGGCUCUUCGAAACGGUUUUUAGAUUUGAAAAUUGAUUCAGCCCCAGAACUGACCUCAGCAAUAAAUGUGUUCAGGACUGGAAAUGCUAAAAUCCUGCUGGAUGAGCUAAGAGACAGUGAGCUUGACCCGCUGUUGGAACCCUGCGACCCUGAUGACAUGGUAAAAGUGUUUACCACCUCGGGCAGCACUGGCUUCAGUAAAAUGGUGCCCCUAACACAUCGCAGACUCUUCAACGUCUGGCAGGCGUAUGUGGACUUUCUGGGGACGUAUGGGCCGGUCAAGGAGAUGGGGAAAGGUGGAUAUUAUAACGACAGAGCACUUGGUUGGGUUGUCGGAUUCCCUUAUGGAACCCUAAUGUACGGUCUAAAGCGAGUGCUUUUGGAUCUGUGGUUUGAGAACGCUCAAGUGAGAUCGGGAGCCGCCAUGUGGAACAUUAUCUCCAAAGAGAAAUGUCGCUCCUCCAGCAUCAUGCCUAUAGACAUGUACAACAUUCUUGAGCAUGUACAAGAGAAGGGAGAUGACUCGUUCCGCAUGGACAUGUGCAUGAUCAGUGGACAGCCGCUCAGGAAGGUCUGACUGUCUUCCCCGGAUACUUGAACCAGCUGGAGGAGAAAGAUCCCGCUACGAUUGGGUCAUUACAUGACGACGGCUGGUUCGACACCAAUGACAACGGUUACUAUGACGACAAGAAGAACCUGUACGUGAUUGGUCGAAAGAAUGACAUCAUCAUGUAUGGAGCUUUUGUUGUAUACCCGGGCUGGAUGGAGCAGAGGAUUGUCACACAUCCCAAAGUUCGGGAAGUCUGUGUGGUUCCUGUUCCUCAUCCGGUUCUGCAUCACGACAUCUGCGCAUGCGUACUAACUGACCCCGGAAGUGACCUCAGUGAGGAAGAGCUGACCGAGUUCAGUGACCAGAUGUUCCUGGACAAAAGCUCGGAAGAAUCCACGCCGAGGCCCAAGUAUUUCUUGAUCAUGGACAAGUACCCAACAACCAGCACAGGCAAACCAGACCGGAAAGAGCUGAAGCGUGUUGCUACAGAGAAGUUUGGAAUCCAGUGAGGAGAGAUGGCGAACUUUUCCCUGGGAUUGUAUCAAUGUGCAUGCUAAUAGCAAAAAAACUUUAACAAUCUGUUUUCUGUUCUCUAAUGCAUGUUGCUCAUGUUGCAAAUGGCAAAAUCGCACACCAAAUAUGUUAUCUAUUAUGUUUUACUUACAUUUGGAUAGAUAUAUCAAUUGGAUAUUUUGUAAACGAGGCUAAAGAGACUCGGGACAGAGAGUUGGAUAGUUGUGAGGUUUCAGGAGGCGAAGCUUGAAAGUGAAAAAAUCAUACGCAAUAAUUACUGCUGUGUCAUAAUGGCAGAUGAUUAAAUUAUUUGCCAAAUGAACAAAGAAGAAUGACUGAUGAUUUGAUAGGUGUUGAAAACAGACGGACCUAGCAUUACCAUCUAGGGUACAAGCUCAGGCCCUUGUGGUUACCAGGUUUUUCAUUUCCUUUUGUUUUGUUUUAGUAAGCGUUUCACAGCACUUGCUACACAAUUAGGUCAUAUAAAUGCCGAAGAGUAUAGGUGUUACAAAAGAGUAACAAACAUAAAAAGAAGGAGAAAAGAUAAAGACGAUAUUUGUCUGAUAGUGAAGAAGGAGCAAUCCACCCGAGAGCUCCCGUCAACCACCCACCUUUUCCUUUUGAGGCACAUGCUGUCAGCAAAAAAAGUAAAUAAAUUAAAUAAAACACACAAAAAACUCCACGAACAAUGAGGUGUGUCAGAUUCUCCAUAAAAGACAAACCCUGC